Triplophysa rosa is the source of this 6846-nucleotide messenger RNA. It is a transcript of the gene onecut1, whose product is annotated as one cut homeobox 1. Gene Ontology annotation, cellular component: nucleus. The record is from RefSeq and is a predicted model, not a curated record. Gene Ontology annotation, molecular function: RNA polymerase II cis-regulatory region sequence-specific DNA binding; DNA-binding transcription factor activity, RNA polymerase II-specific. The transcript is spliced from 2 exons. Gene Ontology annotation, biological process: regulation of transcription by RNA polymerase II. The coding region runs from base 428 to 1810 and encodes 460 amino acids. NCBI's taxonomy places the organism in Eukaryota, Metazoa, Chordata, Actinopteri, Cypriniformes, Nemacheilidae.
UGGUACAUUAGUUUGUCUGAGGUCAUUCAAGCUAUGUCCAGAAGGAGGUAUUCCUAUCUGGAAUAGAAAAUAGGGUGAAACGUCCUUAAUGCCUGACGUCAGAGGGCUGGGAGCAGCGCGCGUGCGCGGGAGCGCGGAGCGGCAGCCGCAGCGCUGAGCUGAGAGCGAAACAACAGCAGACAUGGCAAGAGAUGGCGAGGGACGCGAGCACACUGACACCAUGCACUGCUGAAGGGACGGGGGCCUUAACAUCUGAGGAAAAAUACGAAACUUUAUAACACGAAAAGAGAAAAAAAGAAAAAAGAAAGAAAAAAUACUCGAGAUUAGAGAGACACUAAAAACCUAACUUUAUUUUCAAUGAGCGCACUUCUGUGGACACAGCUCCGCUAUAUCAGAUAGAUGAUUUGUCCACUCGCUUGCACGUAUAAUGAACGCACAGCUGUCUAUGGAGAACAUUGUCGAUCUGCACGGAUUGAGUCAUGAACCGGUCCCCAGCGCAGCGGAUCUCAUGACCGGAGACAGCUCUCAUCAUAGGACACAUCGGAGCACUCUGUCAGCCCAUGCGCGCUCCAUGGGCAUGGCAUCAAUCCUGGACAGCGGCGACUAUCAUCACCACCGGCCCCCGGAGCAUCCCGGGCUCGCCACCCACCUGCACCCGGCCAUGAGCAUGGCGUGCGAGGCUCCCCCCGGGAUGAGCAUGAGCAGCACCUACACCACUCUCACGCCGUUACAGCCCUUGCCGCCGAUUUCCACCGUCUCCGACAAAUUCCCCCACCAUCAUCACCACCACCAUCAUCAUCACCAUCACCCGCACCAAAGGAUCCCGGGCAACGUCAGCGGGAGCUUCACCUUGAUGAGGGACGAUAGGGGUCUGGCCCCGAUGAACAACCUGUACUCUCAGUACCACAAGGACGUGACCAGCAUGGGACAGAGCCUUUCGCCCCUGUCUGGGUCUGGACUGAGCGGCAUUCACAACUCCCAGCAAGGUCUGCCGCCGUACGCGCACCCCGGGGCCACCAUGCCCGCCGAAAAGAUGCUUACACCCAAUGGAUACGAGGCACACCACCCCGCGAUGCUGGCUCGACACGGGGAACAGCACAUGAGCGCGUCCUCGGCGAGCAUGGUUCCGAUAAACGGCAUCCAUCAUCACCCUCACGCCCAUCUCAACGCCCAGGUCCACGGGCAGGUGCUGGGCUCCACUCGGGAGCAGAGCCACUCCUCCGCGCCCGGUUCGCAGCUACACAACGGCGGCAGUUCGGGUCAGAUGGAGGAGGUCAAUACCAAAGAAGUGGCCCAGAGGAUCACGACGGAACUGAAAAGAUACAGCAUCCCACAGGCCAUCUUCGCGCAGAGGGUGUUGUGCCGCUCACAGGGGACGCUCUCGGACCUGCUCCGGAACCCCAAGCCUUGGAGCAAGCUCAAGUCCGGCCGGGAGACCUUCCGAAGGAUGUGGAAAUGGCUGCAGGAGCCUGAGUUUCAGAGAAUGUCCGCGCUCAGGCUCGCAGGUGAGAGAACAAUAGCAUGCAAGAGAAAGGAACAAGAGCACGGGAGAGGCGAGCGGGGGAGCGUCUCCAAGAAGCCCCGACUGGUCUUCACUGAUGUCCAGCGGCGGACUUUACAUGCAAUAUUCAAAGAGAACAAGCGCCCGUCCAAAGAGUUACAAAUCACCAUCUCUCAGCAGCUGGGCCUGGAGCUCACAACCGUCAGCAACUUCUUCAUGAACGCGCGUCGGCGGAGUCUCGAUAAGUGGCUGGACGACUGCAGCUCCAACUCGGCCAAUUCCUCCUCCAGCACUUGUACCAAAGCAUGAUGGAGUAACGGCUGCUUAAUGACAAAAAAAAACUUCGGUGGAAAAGCUUUAAACAAAGAACACUUAACAAAAGACAAUUUUAGACAGCAUUUUGCCCUUAAAACUUGUACAAAACCGAUAUUUAUAAUAUCCAAAGAGAAAACACCAAAGACUCGCAUUUAGGACUUUGUUCGUCCGUGUCUGACAUACUGCAAAAAAGAAGUUACACUCCAAUCACUGGUCGUACUCAUCUCAACAAACUCCCCAACCUGCGUCUCUUUUAACGUAACCCAUUGCUUUCAAGGACCUUUUUCUCGUCAACAAUUGGACAUUGUCUUAAACGUGGAAAGAUUGUUAUUUACGUUGAUGUCAGAAUCUACACAUGACCUGCAGGUGUAAUGCCUGAUGUCACACACACACACACACACACACACACACACACACACACACACACACACACACACACACACACACACACACACACAUAACUGUGUGUCUGUAAACAUCCCUCAAUGUCAUAGGGCACUCAAAUCUAGCCGCAGGGAUGCGUAAAUAUAGCUGAUGGAGAAUCUUGACAUAGGUUGCCCUGAUUGUCACCCUCAGGAUUGUGCUUUCUUCCUAUUUGUUAGAAAAGUUACUAAGGAACCCGAAAAUACAUAUGCGCUUGCCAUCUUGACUUCUCAAUCACAGAUGGUGCAACCAAAGAAACAUGUGUAUUUUUCAAUCAGGCCAAACUUUUGACUCCCCUCCUCAUGUGGUAAUGUGGACGGAGGGUACUUCUGCAUUUAACAUAUGAUUAGAUCUGCCAUUUUUCCUUUAAUCACUGGUAAGAUAUGCCUUUGUGAGUGUGCAUCCCCAGUCCGUUCAUGUGAUUAUUUCAGGGAGAUGUUUUGCUAGCUUGAACCUGCCUUUUUAACCUGUAUUUUAAAUAUUUUAAUGCCAGUGGCUAAAAACCAAAGAUAAAGUGACAUCAACCAGCACCUGUCAUCAUUUCAUAUUCAUUUCCAUCUGGGGAACUAUGGGGUUAUUAUUCUUAUGGAUUUCUCAGAUACUUCUGGAUGAAAUAUGUAAUCAUUUAGUAUAGUUGUUAGCUUUGUCUGGAGCAAAUGUGUAUGCACGUUAAAGGUGCUGUAAGCGAUUUUUUUGGCUGCCCUAGUCCCUUCAACCGCGUGUCUUCUCUUCAAAACGCCGCCCUCAAAAAAUCAGUUUGCUGUAAACCAACCUGAUGUAAUCUAAUUCAUUAACUGAAUGCAGAGCUGUUCCGAGACAAGCCGAUUCCUCAGGAUGCUUAUUUCAGUCCCUUACAACAAUCCCUUACAAUACAUUUAACAGUCAUUAGAUGAGAAAUUCAGGUUGUUUUGUUUUUCAAAAGUUUCCACUGUUCUCACCAUGAGCUGCAUUCAUUUCCCAUCCACUUGGAUGUCAUAUGUCCAUUCAUUUAGCUUAAUUUCUCAUUGAGAUCACGCUGAACGAAAGCCUAAGCUUCAUUUUAACUGCAUCAAUCAUGACAACCACCGCAAUGUCCCCAGAACCCAGUAGAGAAACUAAAGCGUGUUCUAUGCAUUUCACAACUAGGAAGAAAGACUAUGAUCCUGAGGCAGGGUAAUGUGUUAAGAGACUCAUUCAGACUCACAAGAUAUCUGGCCUCGUUGUCUCUUGUGGCGUAGUUUAGCUUUAACAUAUAUUUGGUAUUUACGACUAUUGUGACAUCGAAGCAUAUAUAAAUGAGCGCUCAUGUAGAAAAGACGAAAAAACAACAAAACACAUUAAGACCUGCUGAUAUUUAUAGUGUGAACCAAAGAUGCUACCUCAGUCCGUUUCCAUUCGUGAUUUCUAUCAAAGUAAUGAUACCAAAGAAUACCAAAGAUUUGUUCUCUUUGCACGGCCUAAAUGAAUGAUAAGGUGGAUGAAUAGAUGGUGUUUUCCAGCCCUCCCUCCUGUCCUCCCUCUUGUCCUCCCUCUUUCCUUUGCUCUCUCUCUCUCUUUUGCUCAUAUGUGCUUGUAUAACAGCGCCCUCGGCAGACAUGUGUUAAACUCACAGGACGAGUGCCUUGCUUGAACCAAAGUGUUAAACCGCCGUUAACCUCCCACCUUUUAACUCUCGGAAUACCUCAGCCUGUGGAAGGGCCACUGACGAAGAAACAUAAAGGAAUAUCUCUUCUCUCUCACCGUGGUGCUUUUGCCAGUGCAACCAUGCAAUGAAAACAUACCAAAGGAAUUUCUCUUGCUUUCUCCGACUCUUUUGCUGACAAACCAAAGCUCCACCUCCCUUUUAAGCCACUUGCCCCGCCCCCUCGCCACGUCACUUGUGGGUGCGUCCACCAAUUAGGCCGUGCACGUCUUUACUAAUAUCUGAAUACCUCAUAGUAAUAAGUUUUCACUGUUCUGUUGUAUAGAGAGUUUAUGUGAUAAAGGCAGAACUGAACUAGUUUGGUAAUCGUAGAUGUUUCUUCUUCUUCGAAAAAAGCUUUAUGAGUAUUUAUUUUGACGGUUUUGGCUAAAGUGCUCAGUUUUGGUCACCAAAGGCGAGUUUCCGUGAUAGCAGACUGAAACUCACGGGAAGGACAAGAGAAGCUUAUUUUUUAUUAAAGCCUUGUGUUAUUCCGAUACUCUAUUACGAUACGACUAUUGUUUUUUACAGGGUAAAACCAACUGCUGUGAUACUGUGUGUCUACGUUCACUUUCUUCUACUAGCGUGUUGUGAUUUCUGUUAAUUUAAUUGCAUUUUGUAUCGCCUAAUCUCUGUUUUAAUUUAUGUAUUUGUAGAAAAUAUAGAUUUGUACAUAGUAGGUUUUUGGAAAAAACGAAACAAAAACGAAACAAAAAUGGACAUUCAUUUUUAUGUUACAGCCUUAUGUCAGAACUGUAGAUAUAUGGAUAAAUUUCCAUUCCUCUUUGUUUGUAUGUUAGCUGGCACUUUGGCCCAUGUACAAAACACUGCCCAAGAUCCGUAUGGUCCGCCCGCAGAGGACUGACCUCUCUCCGUUGCGGCGCAGAUGGAAAAAGCAGUGUGUGAUGUUUUUUAUUUGAUUUUUUUAUUUAAAUGCUCUGAAUGAUUUGUCCUUUGUAUUUCAAAUCAUUGUUUUAUGGGUAUUGCUGCACAUCCAAAGAUUUUUAAAACAAACCAAAAAGUGUGUGGGGGAGGGGUGGGAGGGCAGAGAGAAAGUAGUGUAAUUUUUCAAAAGCACUGAUGUUUGUGAGGUCUUUUGCUGUCUGCACGGGUAUGAACCAGUAGUGGGCAUAGUAGGCCAACAUAGACGAGCUUAGUUCAAUCUAGCCGGGCAUUUCCUGCUAAAUGGUACAAUCUGAGGCUUUCAGGACAGAGGGCUGCAAGUCCUGCACACUUUGCUGUGUCAGGCACCAACUGGGUGGAGCCUAGACUGUGGGUGGGGUCUUAAGGCAGCAGGUCUGCCAUGAGCGGGGCAGUAGUUCUAUCUGAUACCUGCCAAUUUUGGUGCAAAUGUGUAUUCUGACAAUGAGCAAAGUCUAAUAAAUCUGCAACGAAAACAGGAAUUGGUGUGUGCAUGUGUGGGGAGGGCAAACGUAAAAGGUUUCAGGUAAAAGGUUUUGUGUGGACCUUCUGCACAACAAGAGGCACCAAGCGGAAUUUUAAAAAAAAGACUGUUUUCAAAGAAAUGACCAUUAGCAUUGCCAAGCGAGCAUCCCCAGACGCUGCCAUCUUUGCUUGCAUAAGAUUGUGUUGAAAAUUCUCCAAACAAGUCAGACAUCUGUAAAUGAUCUACUAUAAUAUAGUGAUUUUUUUAUAUAAUGCUUGAACAAUGUUUGAUCAGAACGACUACGCGUGUAUUUUCCCUGCUUUAUGACCUCAGAUUCAGGCAAACAGUUUAUCCCACAGCAUUGGUUAAACCAAACAAACAGACUGCAGUUCCAUUUGGUGCCGCAGCAAUUACACACCUUUGGAUGCCUGUGUUUGUGAGUGUCCGCUUUGGAUGGAGGAUAUCACAGAACGGAGAGAAUGAAGCAGUAUUACGUCCCUUUACAUUAGCAGGAUUGAAUAUAAAGCCCACGAUAGCAGAGCUGUUCAUCUCGCUGUGCUGUACAAUCAGAGUUGUUUUGUUUAUUGUAUUAGGUUUGCUGGCCAAGAGUUUCUUGUAUGCCACUCAAGAGACGUCUGUCAGAUGCAGCGUCUCUAGUGUUGGUUUUCUAGAACAGUAAUGAGUGUCAUCUCAAACCCUAUGGUGAGUCAAGAGCCUCUCUACCCAGAACCCCUCCUAAACCACAGAGUCAAAGACACAGAGCUGUUCAUUUGACAGUCCGCGUGCUCUCAAAAACACCACUAGGUCGAGUGGCACAGAACACACCCUUCUCUUUCCAAACCCUAAGCCCCGCCGCUAAUGUAGUGUCUAGCUUAGAUAGCUUGAUGUAUGUGAAUGUUGGGAUUGCUCUAAUCAUUAAUUCCUAUCCCAGUUGGUUGUCGUGGAAAAGGAGUUCCUAUUUGAUAGAAGGCUUGGCUCUGCGUGCCGUAUAAUACUGAGAGCGCCUAAGACAAUCAGCUGGAAAACAAAAUCAUGUUUUCGUUUUUUGAUAUUUAUUUUUUGUAGGUCCAAGAGGGACUACUUCCAGUGAUGAUUAUUAUAAAGAAGGAGUAAGGUUUUGAUAAACUGAAAAAUAAACUUGCUGACAUUUUCUUUUGCAAAACUAGUGUGCUCGUUCCAUUUCAGACAGUGCAUCUUGUAUCAAGCUGAUUCUGUUUUAACGCUUUUCUUUAUUCUCUUUCGGCCUGUUUUCUCUGUACGUUGUGUCUGUUUCAGUGGAGGAAUGCAGUAGGUAUUACUCUCAGGUUGUAAUGCGUCUUGCUCUUCAUUUCAAAUUCUGACCUUUUGAACUGUUUGGUUUAUUUCCUCUUUCUUCUUUUUCCUGUUAGCUACUGUUCUCUAUGCCGUGCAAUAUCAUCUUCUGUGUUUGCUAAGCAAGAAAAAAAAAGAAAAAAAGAUGCAAGUUAUGAUGUCACCAUGCUUUUUUCAGUGUUAAAAUGUUUCAGCAUUUCUGUAGUCACAAAAAUGUAGAAAAUAAAAAGGUUGGGUUUUCCAGCACAU